Vicia villosa (hairy vetch) is the source of this 423-nucleotide messenger RNA. Its product is annotated as serine/threonine-protein phosphatase 7 long form homolog. The record is from RefSeq and is a predicted model, not a curated record. Lineage: Eukaryota; Viridiplantae; Streptophyta; Magnoliopsida; Fabales; Fabaceae. The transcript is spliced from 3 exons. Bases 1 to 423 code for a protein of 140 amino acids.
AUGGCUGAGAACUCAAACAACAGAUUGGGACUUGGCAGGUUAAGCCACACUGCCUCCGUUCGGCGUGAGAGAGUUGAGCUGUCUACUAGGGGUCGAAGAAGGGAGCAGGAACCCGAGGAUGUUGAUGUUCAGGCUGCACAGGAAAAUACGAAGUAUCCAAGAGGGGCCUCUGACAUCUCCAUUUUGAUCUAUUACAAUGAUCAUGCAGCUCGACAUGUUUGGGAGGGAGAGUCUGUGAACCACACGCGGAAAAUAUUUGAUCUACAUCAUCCUCAUGAGGAUUGUCUCAUGGAGGCCAUUCUUGGCUCCGGACUUGUCGGACUUUGUUGUUCCGGCUACAUUACUAUUAGUCACGGCAUGCCGGGGGCAUUUGCUGAGAGAUGGCACAAGGAGACGACAUUUUUCCACUUUCCUGUUGGGUAG